AAAGAUCACCUUGAUGCUUUUUCUACCAUGAAGUCCAUUUCUAUUUAGAACAUUUAGUGGUCUAUUUAGUCUCCUGUAACCUUAGUGACAUUAGCCAUAUUUCCUAAUUAAUCGAACAUGAUAUAACAUCAAAAGAUGAUAAAGAGACCACAAAAUUCUACUGUAACAAGACUUAAAACUGUGAAGGGAAGAAAACUCAUUGUCUUUGUACCACAAUGAUAUUUUGGUGUAUUGUGAUCAUGUUUAGCAUAAAACUCAUUGUCUUCUGAGUUUUCUAUGCCAAGUCCUUAUUCUUCCCUGUGGUGGAGAUGACUCUUUGGUCACUAAGCCCCAAUAAAUGUCAAGAACAUCCACAACAUGCAAUGUUACUUGUAGAGAAUAUAGAUCUCGUUGUUUUCUGUUCUGCAUAGUUCCUUUUGAUUCUGUCUGGAUUUGUACCUUGUCGAAUUGGGUGCCCUUGUGAUUUACAUGCUUAUUAAGGUGAAGCUUUAUUGCAAAUACAGUGAAUCCACCUGCUUAUUCUGUUCUCUCUCUCUCUCUCUCACAGGUUGGCUUACUGAACUCUGAGAAUGAGGACUUCGUGAAGAAAAUGGUGGAGACAACUCAAGAUAAUUUUCAGCAAGUUCCUGAAGAGAUUGAGAGUGUCAUGGUUGGUAUAGAAGCAUAUUUGAGCAUCAAAAGGCAUAAUUCUGACACCGGUUUGUCUUUUUUUGAAGAUAAAUCUGGGAGUGAUGUUGUCGAGAAGGAUUUCUUGGAAGAUUUAUGGGGUCGGAUUCAAGUACUAUGUGGCAAUGGAUGGAAAGUUGACAGUGACAGAAAAUUUGAUUCAAAAUGGAUGACUGUCAGGUUCAUGUUCUCACACCAGUUAAUGAAUUGGAGUAAUUCCUAACUGAUGGCCUUCAUUGAAAGCUUGAUAACAUUGAAAGACUACUUCAUUUAUGUACCCAGACCUCAUCUCUUGUUUGAAGCUCAGCUGGUUGCUGGGAAGACUUGUUAGUUUGGGCCCAUUAACACUCCAGAGCAACCUGAGCCGCUUUCAGAAGUUUCCGGGGUACUUUAUGGUAAACAGAAGCACAAUGCAGAGUUAAAGUAUCCUCAAAGGAUACGCAGGCUUAAUAUAUUUCCUGCCAGUAAAACUGAGGUACCAUAUGAUUCAUAUUGUGGAUGCUUGUAUUUGAUAGAUCAACAUUUUCAUUCUUUGAUCUCUAUAUAUCCUGUACGGUUUUGCUUUGGUUCUGGAGCUGGUAAUCACCCCCCCCCCUCCAACCAACAGAAACACUCUCUUCUGGGAUGGAUAUAUAACUGUUGUGAUUUUUUUAAGCAUUAUAAAGAUGACCUUCAGACGCAAAUUGAAUGUUUUCCUUUAGCAUCUGACCCCUGCUUUACAUCAGUACCUUACUUUGCACCUGACCUUUUCCAUCAAAUCUGUCUUGGACAUGGGAGAGAAAAGAGGAAGGAAACUGUAUGAGUUUCUUUUUAACCUGCCUGUAUUUCAUGUGAGUUAUGCAAGCAGAGGUUUUCCCAUUAUCACAUAACAAUUGACAGUGGGACUGCAUGUAUUGAAACCAGAAUAUUGUAGUCUAUUUUGUGCUACAUUUAGUUUUGCUUGUUCUUGUAAAAACAAUUUAAGCUGCAU
This is a messenger RNA of Populus trichocarpa (black cottonwood), 1636 nucleotides long. Its product is annotated as nuclear cap-binding protein subunit 1. Gene Ontology annotation, biological process: mRNA export from nucleus; nuclear-transcribed mRNA catabolic process, nonsense-mediated decay. Lineage: Eukaryota; Viridiplantae; Streptophyta; Magnoliopsida; Malpighiales; Salicaceae. The transcript has 5 exons. Gene Ontology annotation, cellular component: nucleus; nuclear cap binding complex. Gene Ontology annotation, molecular function: RNA cap binding; mRNA binding. The record is from RefSeq and is a predicted model, not a curated record. The coding region runs from base 590 to 889 and encodes 99 amino acids.